UUUUUACAUAUUGAUCACGAUCCAUUUUUUCUCAAGCUUGACGAAGAAAAAAAUUUUGAAAAAGGGGGCUGCCCAACAACAGUGUCACAAAAUCUUCCGUUUUUUCUCUUUGUUUUUCGUUUUUUUUAUUAUAUCUGGCUUUAUUAUUAGCUUUAUUAAAUUCAAGUGAACAGAAUAAAUGGCCACAAUUCAAUUGGCACAGAAGGGUACACCGCUUCCAUAUAUUGCUGGCGCGCUCGCCGAGUUUGCCAACGAGUCAUCUCCGGGAUCGUUCACCGUCAGCUGGCACGAGGGCGCAUCGCUCAAGGGCAAAGACAAGGCAGCCAACGCCGUGCUUGUUCAGAACGGACAAGAGACCAUCGGCGAGCCCAGCGUAGUCCAGGCGAUCCUCAGCAGGCUUCCAUCCACUGCUGACCAGCAGGAGUGGAUCCAGUUUGCGCAGGAAAAGCUCAGCGUGUCGAACUACAAGGACUUUGAGGCGGCGCUCGCGCACCUGGACCACCACCUGGUGAUGCGCUCGUUUGUGUCCGGCUAUGCCCCGACGCAGGCCGACCUGGCUAUCUGGGGUGCGCUGCGUGCUUCGGCGAUUUUCCAGCGCAACCUCAAGACCAAGCCUGAGAUCCUCGGCGACCAUCUCAUCAGGUGGUACGCCCAAGUCAACACGCACCCGGCGGUGACCAGGCUGGCGGAGCUGCACCAGCAGGCCAACAAGCAGGCGACCACGACUGCCAAGGCCGCUGACCAGGGAUCGUUUGACCUGGGUCUGCAGAACGUCGAGUACGGCCGCGUUGUUACGCGGUUCCCCCCAGAGCCCAGCGGUUUCCUGCAUAUUGGCCACGCCAAGGCUGUGCUGCUCAACGAGCACGUUGCCAGGUCCAACGGCGGCAAGCUGAUUGUGCGGUUCGACGACACGAAUCCGUCCAAGGAGAAGGUCGAGUUCGAGGACAGCAUCGUCGAGGAUCUGCGCCUCUUGGGCGUCGAGGCGGACCUGGUUUCGCAUACCAGUGAUUUCUUUGACAAGAUCUACGACUAUGCUCUGCAGAUGAUUCGCAGCGGCCACGCCUACGUCGACAACACCGACCAGGAGACCAUGCGCGAGGAGCGCGGUGCCGGCAUUGCGUCCAAGUGCCGCGACCUCAGCGUCGAAGAGAAUCUCGAGCGGUUCGAGCUGAUGCGGCAGGCGACGGAGUAUGGCCAGACAUGCUGCCUGCGCGCCAAGAUGAGCGUUGACAACCCGAACAAGGCGAUGCGCGAUCCCGUGAUCUACCGCUGCAACCUGACGCCGCACCACCGCACGGGCACACAGUGGAAGAUCUACCCGACGUACGACUUCUGCUGCCCCAUCGUGGACUCGAUCGAGGGCGUCACCCACGCUCUGCGGUCGAUGGAGUACCGCGACCGCAACCCGCAGUACGAGUGGUUCUUCCCGGCGCUUAACCUGCGGCCAGUGCAGAUCAUGGACUUUUCGCGGAUGAACUUUGUCUACACGCUCCUGUCCAAGCGCAAGCUGCAAUGGUUUGUUGACCAGGGGCUUGUCUCCGGCUGGGACGACCCGAGGUUCCCCACGGUGCGCGGUAUUCGCCGCCGCGGAAUGACUAUCGAGGCUCUGCGGCAGUAUGUGCUGAUGCAAGGUGCGUCGCAGAAGAAUAUGCUUUUGGAGUGGGAUAAGAUCUGGUCGCUCAACAAGCGCAUCAUUGACCCGGUGACUCCGCGCCACACGGCGCUGCUGAAGAAGGACCUGGUGCCUGCUUCCCUCAGCAACGGCCCUGCGGAGCCGAUCGUCAAGGAGAUGGCCAAGCACAAGAAGAACCCCGAGCUGGGCACCAAGCAGACGGUGUUUUCGUCCCAGCUGUUCAUCAACCAGGAGGACGCCGCGGCAUGCGAGGUUGGCGAGGAGCUGACGCUGAUGGACUGGGGCAACGCCAUUGUCGAGUCCAUCGACCGCACGGGCUCAACCGUGACCAACCUUGUUCUACGCUUGCACCUGGAGGGCGAUGUCAAGGCCACCAAGAAGAAGAUCACCUGGCUGGCACAGUCCCCCUCUGUGCACCCUGUUGAGGCGAUGCUUGUGGACUACGACUAUUUGAUCACUAAGAAGAAGCUUGAGGAGGAUGACAGCGUCGAAUCAGUGCUGACGCCCAAGACCGAGUACGCGGAUUCCGCGAUUGUUGACGCAAAUGUUGCGCUGUUGCCGCAGGGGGCGAUUCUGCAGAUUGAGCGCGUUGGGUACUUUAUUGUGGACAAGGUUGCGAAGGAGAGCGAGUUGCAGCUGGUCACUUUGGUUAAGAUUCCUGAUGGCAGGGCGUCGAGCAUUGCGAGCAAGCAUAAGGAAGGCGAGGCUGGUACUGCUGCAGUUAAGGCCGAGGGUGCUGCUGUUGCUGCUGUGAAGGGCGCGAAGGGUAGCCCUUGGGAUAAGGGCAACAAGAAGAAGGCUGAGGCUGAGGUUAAGCCUGAGGCCCAGCAAGAGCAGCAGCAGGCUGUUGUGGUUAAUGAUGCGUCGCUUGGGUUGCCGAAGCCGAAGGAUACCGUGGAUAUGUACGAGACUGGGAGAAUCUACGGUGACGUUGAGAUUGAUCAGCCCAAGAAUAUCACCAGUAUGUAUGAGACUAAACGGAUCUACUGAAGUGGAAAAAUAUAUAUUAAGCAGAUUAUAAAAAUCAAUUGAUCAACACCGUUCAUUUUAUUCUUUCAAUACCUUUUAUUUUAUUUUUUCUUGAGUAAAAUAAAAAAGAUGAGGCUUU
Messenger RNA from Kickxella alabastrina, 2741 nucleotides. Its product is annotated as tRNA synthetases class I, catalytic domain-containing protein. The record is from RefSeq and is a predicted model, not a curated record. Bases 179 to 2623 code for a protein of 814 amino acids. Gene Ontology annotation, cellular component: cytosol; methionyl glutamyl tRNA synthetase complex; cytoplasm. Gene Ontology annotation, molecular function: ATP binding; glutamate-tRNA ligase activity. Gene Ontology annotation, biological process: translation; glutamyl-tRNA aminoacylation. The transcript has 2 exons. Lineage: Eukaryota; Fungi; Kickxellomycota; Kickxellomycetes; Kickxellales; Kickxellaceae.